Molecule: messenger RNA, 759 nt
Organism: Aspergillus caelatus
Lineage: Eukaryota; Fungi; Ascomycota; Eurotiomycetes; Eurotiales; Aspergillaceae
Exons: 2
Coding region: 193-666 (157 amino acids)
Source: RefSeq, a predicted model, not a curated record
CACUCCGCCUUUCCAACUGCAUCCACUUGGCACUAACUCCAGUCAUUGCAUCAAGUGUUGUUUCUGUUACUUUGAAUAUUGACAUUAUCUUGGUUCCUGACAACUCCAUCUAUCCUCUAUAUUCAGGCAAAAGCCCACAGUUAAACCCUUUGUUCCUUUUAUCACCUUCUUCUAUCGCCCAGUUGGAGGAGGAUGUGCCCCGAUAUCAACUCACUUCCCCCGUCGCGUUCCUCUUCUGCCUCCCCGCGUCAAGCACGGAAUCUCCACACUUCUUCUGACAGCCAGCAGCAUUCUUCAUCCGGGUUCUCCCCUGCAUCGGCCACCGUGAGUAAUAAUAACAACAAUAAUCAGAACAACCAUCAUCAUACCUCGGAGGUCCCUCGUCGGCCUUCCCGCAGCUCUCGUGCGGGCAUGCCGGGGCCAGAGCGACGCCGGUCCGCUGCCGGUGCCAACUUUAACCUGAAUAAUAAUGAGCCGACUGGGGACUCCAUGGCCCCGUCCGACCACCGCUCCUCACUAGGUCCCCAUGGACUUCGGACGUCUAGCCCAUCGAGCCUCGGAGGCAGCCCGAUUAUUGCGACCGGGGACCCGCAUCAUCAACGUGCCCCUUCGUUGGGGGAGCUGCAUCAAGAAUUGGAGCAGGAGCAAGAAGCCCAAGUGGUAUGAACCCGACCGUCACCGUAUCAUUGCCGUGGCGGUUAAAUUGCCACCCCCUUGUCGAUACAUGUCAACUAAUCUGCAGCAAUUACAGCAGCAGCA